Messenger RNA from Fraxinus pennsylvanica, 606 nucleotides. The record is from the annotation of a GenBank genome assembly. Lineage: Eukaryota; Viridiplantae; Streptophyta; Magnoliopsida; Lamiales; Oleaceae.
AUGACAGCUUAUGGGCUUUACUUGGGAGGACAUUCACAUGGUUCAGAAAUAACUUCUGCUGAUCUUCACCGGGUCAAUGAAAUCCAUCACAAGUUCCUUGGCUCAUUCCUACGAAAUAAAGAGAAGGCGAAAGACUCAAUAAUUUAUUCGUACAAGAGACAUAUCAAUGGUUUUGCUGUUGUUCUUGAAGAUGAAGAUACAUCAGAAAUAGCAAAAGGAGACACUCCGACAACAGUUACUGGAAACUUGAGUGGCCUUAAGCCUGGACUUCAUGGCUUUCACGUCCAUGCUUUAGGUGACACCACAAAUGGCUGUAUGUCAACUGGUCCUCAUUUUAAUCCUGCGGGAAAAGAGCACGGUGCUCCAGAAGAUGAGACUCGUCAUGCUGGCGAUCUUGGUAACGUCAAAGUUGGCGAAGAUGGCACUGCAACUUUCACUAUUACUGACAAACAGAUUCCACUUUCAGGACCACAUGCCAUAAUUGGAAGGGCUGUAGUUGUCCAUUCUGAUCCUGAUGAUCUUGGAAAGGGUGGCCAUGAACUGAGCAAAAGCACUGGAAAUGCUGGUGGGAGAGUUGCUUGUGGUAUAAUCGGGCUUCAGGGCUGA